CGCCGCCGCCACGCGCAAGGGCUUAUGGGCGCUGAGCUUCGGGGUCCCGGGGAAGGGGCGCCGGUGGCUGCCAUUUUGAGUUGCGAACCUAGUCGCUACGUUCCACGCAAAGGGCGGAUUGCCAAGCCCCUGUUACCAGCAGCAGACGCCGCCUCCAGGGACUGGGAAGUCGGGGUACCAAAUAGCACCACGUUAAUGGAUACCAUGACUAGUUCAGGAAAAGAUAACUACAGAAUGAAAAAUUACAAGAAUAAAGCACUAAACCCCCAAGAGAUGCGUAGAAGGAGAGAAGAGGAAGGAAUACAGCUUCGAAAACAAAAAAGGGAAGAACAGUUGUUCAAACGUAGGAAUGUCUCUCUCCCCAGAAAUGAUGAAUCUAUGCUAGAAAGCCCUAUCCAGGAUCCAGAUAUCAGUUCUACUGUACCCAUUUCAGAGGAAGAAGUUAUUACCACAGAUAUGGUCCAAAUGAUUUUUUCUAACAACGCUGAUCAACAGCUAACAGCAACACAGAAAUUUCGAAAGCUACUCUCUAAAGAACCUAAUCCACCAAUAGAUCAAGUUAUACAGAAACCAGGAGUCGUACAGAGAUUUGUGAAAUUUCUUGAAAGAAAUGAAAAUUGCACUUUACAAUUUGAAGCUGCGUGGGCAUUAACUAAUAUAGCAUCUGGAACUUUUCUACAUACCAAAGUAGUGAUUGAAACUGGGGCUGUUCCAAUUUUUAUCAGACUCCUUAAGUCAGAACAUGAAGAUGUUCAGGAACAGGCUGUUUGGGCACUUGGCAAUAUUGCUGGUGACAAUGCAGAAUGCAGAGACUUUGUUUUGAAUUGUGAAAUACUUCCACCACUUUUAGAGUUAUUAACAAAUUCAAACAGACUUACGACAACCAGAAAUGCUGUGUGGGCCCUCUCAAAUUUAUGUAGAGGCAAAAACCCUCCUCCAAACUUUAGUAAGGUUUCACCUUGCUUAAAUGUCCUGUCCCGAUUGUUGUUUAGCAGUGAUCCAGAUGUGUUAGCAGAUGUGUGUUGGGCCCUUUCUUAUCUCUCCGAUGGUCCCAAUGAUAAAAUUCAGGCAGUCAUUGAUUCUGGCGUCUGUCGAAGAUUGGUAGAACUUUUAAUGCACAAUGAUUAUAAAGUGGUGUCACCUGCAUUAAGAGCAGUUGGUAAUAUCGUGACUGGUGAUGAUAUUCAAACACAGGUAAUUUUGAAUUGCUCUGCAUUACCCUGUCUCUUACACUUACUGAGUAGCCCAAAAGAGUCAAUUAAAAAAGAAGCCUGUUGGACUGUUUCUAAUAUAACUGCUGGAAAUAGAGCUCAGAUUCAGGCUGUAAUAGAUGCAAAUAUUUUUCCUGUUUUGAUUGAGAUUCUUCAGAAAGCGGAGUUUCGCACCAGAAAAGAAGCAGCUUGGGCUAUAACUAAUGCAACAUCAGGAGGCACUUCAGAACAAAUAAGGUACUUGGUAGCCUUAGGUUGCAUUAAACCACUUUGUGACCUUUUGACUGUUAUGGACUCCAAAAUAGUCCAAGUGGCUUUAAAUGGACUUGAAAAUAUUUUACGCCUUGGAGAACAAGAAUCUAAGCAGAAUGGAAUAGGCAUUAAUCCAUACUGUGCUCUCAUUGAAGAAGCAUAUGGUCUGGACAAAAUUGAAUUUCUGCAAAGCCAUGAAAAUCAGGAAAUUUACCAAAAGGCUUUUGAUCUGAUUGAACAUUAUUUUGGUGUAGAAGAAGAAGACUCUAGCAUUGUACCUCAGGUGGAUGAAAACCAACAACAGUUUGUAUUUCAGCAGCAGGAAGCACCUAUGGAAGGGUUUCAGCUUUAACUAUUUGGAGCUACAGAGUAAUAGUUAAAAACGAUAACUUCAGAUAUCUCUUCUUUGUUGCCAGUGUCAGUAGGAAUGUUGGAUGUUUUUACACAGAACAGAAAAGAAGGCAGUUGAUGCACUUUUAAAAAAAGCAAAAUGAAACAAAAUUUCCAUUCAGAUGCAACUUUUCCAGUAUAACUUUUUUUGGUAUGUAUGUUUAUUUAUGUCUUUUGUUUUGGAGUUUUGUAUCUGACUUGUGAAUAAUUAAAUACAUUAUAUAUUUAGUAACUUAGCUUGAAAAGGAGAACUUUGGUAAAGUAUUACAUAAUGGUUCUGAAUUUUUUCAAGCAUUCUUGGAAGCUGCACAUUAGCAGUACAGCUGUUGAUAAUUGCAUUUUGGCAGUAUGUCUGACAUGCCCAGUCUCUACUAAAUCUACCUCCAGCUUGAAGCAAAAAUAAUAAUAAUAGCAAAGCUUCAGAAGCAUGAAAUAGCAUAAAAGUUCAAUUAGAAUGUGAAAAUAUUUAUUACCUUAAAUUAUAAAUCACUGUGCUAUAGAUUAUACUUUGCAAAAAAAAGAAAACCUGUGAAAUUUAUUUAUAAAACAGAAGAAAUAUUGUACUGAUAAUCAGAUAUCUAUUAAAAUGUGGCAAUUGUGAAGAGAGAAGCUGUUCUUCAUGGUGAACACAUUAAAAGGUUAUAAAACAUUUAAAUAUUUGUUUUUAACUUAAUAAAUGCUGUUAUAUUAGUAUAUUUUGUAUUUUGACCAAAUAUACUCUCAUUUUUGAAAUAGUUUUUUUAUUAUUUUUUCACUCUUCAUUUUAAAGAGCAUCAUGACAGAGAUGCAGUCAUGAAUCUAAAGUAGUGCUGCAUAGCAAAAAUAAUACUGUAAUUCUUUCUCUGAGUUUUUUCAGACUAGUAAUUGAAAAAUUUCACUUUCUGUGUAGUGAUGAACUUAGGUAUUUCAAUGACAAAUUAUUUUGAAGAAAUCACCUUGUUAUUUAUCAAAUUUUAUUAAAUGCAUUUAAUGUUUGGACACGAAAUAAUAUUAAUGAACGUGGCUAAGAAUUCUUUAAUUUUGUUGACAUCUGUAUUAGAAUUUUUUCUGCUGCUUGUUACAAAACAGCGUAUUGAAUUACGUUUGUAUCAGAUUGAUCAGUAUAAUGUGUGUUGUUUCAUGUUUUAACAGCAAAACCUCUUCAAACUAUGAAACUUAAAAAGUUACAAUAGAAAACAUUAUAUUUAUUUAUUUAUUUAGAUAUAUAUGUGUGUCUGUGUAGUAUUCUCACAAUACAAUGCUCAAUACAGUUUUCUAAGCAGGUAUAGUAUUAUUGAACUCAAAUCUUAAUUUAAAGUUAUUAAUGCAGGCUAUUUACAUCUCCAAUUAUAUACCUAGAAUACUUAUUUCAAAAUAUAGUUUACAGCUGUUCAUGGUGGAAACUAAAGCAGUUUUGAUAUGAUUCAUAGUCUGUUCUGUAAAGAAAGAUUUCAUCUAUGAAAGCAUUUAUAAUGUUUCUACUGGAAAUCAGAGGCAUGUUACAAGUGGAAAAUGAAUAUAGUAUGACACUUUGUAAAUUAUAUAUCAUGAAACUAAGCUUUUGGCAAGACACUUAAAACCUACAGCUAUCAGGUACAGGUUUAAGUGGUGUCCAUAAUGCUGACUGCAUCUGCCAAACAUUUUUUAUAUUCUUAAGUAGAGGAUUGUAUCUGUGCCCUUUUUAUUGUAGUGGAAGUAUGAUGUUUAGUGUAAACACUUUCUCUUUUACAUUAUGUACACUCUAAAGAACAGGGUAAUUAUAUUAAAAAUUACCACAUUGAUGGUGAAUUUAUCAGAUAAACACUUUGUGGUACAGAUGGUUCUAAGUGUCAGGUAACAGGGUAUUCCACUCUUUCUAAUUAAUUUAAUUUUGAUAAUGUAGCAUAAUUCAAAAACUAACCAGCUGUGCCUGCUUUUAUUUUGAGGACCCUGUAGUCACUGUUAAGAGUCCUGGUGAUGCAGUAGUUAAGUGUUCAGCUGCUAGCUGAAAGGUUGGUGGUUUGAACCCACCAGCUGCUCGGUGCUCCAGGAGAGAAAGAUGUGGUAGCCUGCUUCUGUUAAUAUCACAACCCUGCAAACCCUAUGGGACAUUUCUCCUCUGUCCUAUAGGGUCCUUAUGAGUCGGAAUUGACUCGAUGGGAAUGGAAUGGGUAGUCACUGUAACAAAUCUCUAAGCCAAAUCUGUUAAACAAAAUAGCUGUUAUAGGAGGAAAAAAUACAUACGUAUGUGUACACACAGAAUGUCUUUGAAGGGAGGAUUUUUUAAUUUUUGCUGGUAAAACAAACUUUAUCUCUUAAUACAGAAUAUUAUUCUUUAAGCAUUGAAAUACAAAAUUAUAUUUGAUUUCUUGGGUCUCUUGGGCAAUUAAUUUGAUUAGAGUUGAAUACAAAAGGCACUAUCUAGUAGUUGGGACCAGCUCUUGACUUGGUGAUGAGUUUAUUGGAUCAAGACUAGCAAAUACGUUGUUCUUAAAAAUUUUUUUAAAUACGGCUACUCUUUUCAACGGUACCAUUUAAAAUGCUCCCAAAAUGUAUUUUUAUUAAUUUUUACUGACCUUGUAAAAAAGUUUUUUUUAACUUGCUUUUCUAAGGUUUAUUUAAAUCAUAAACUAUGCUCAAAAGAAAAAAGUAUUAUAAAGGGGCAUGCAUGGAACAAUAAUGCAAAAAUCAGAAAAAAUACUUGAAAGAGUCCUUUCUGUUCAUUUGAUUAAAGUGUUUUAUUUUGUCUGGAUUUAAAUUUUUACAAGUUAAUCUAUGCAAUUGUGCUUGCUUUUUUUUUUUUAGUAUGUGCUCAACUCACUGAUCUGGUGUUUUUACCUAAAUUUUAUUUUGAAAGGUUGUUCCUAGACCUUAUUUUUUCAUGCCAUUUGUUCACUUACUAGAAGCACCAGAAAAAUAAAGCAAAACAAAUAAAAAUCACAUUAAUAAUGAAAUCUGCUGGCACAGAAGUAACUUCAUAACUUUAAUACCCAUGUGCAGUUUAAGGUUGAUUUGUUGGAUAAAGGACUAAAAUAAGCAUUACCUUUCCCUUCUUAUUUUUUUCUUUCUUAAAAUAGAGCAUUAUGGAAAAAGUAAAACAGUCUUGAAUUUUUGUUGUUAAGUUCGGCAAUCUGCUAGCUGCUUAAUUGUGAAGUUGUGAAAUCAAAUAAUUGUUAACCUUUGCUCAGUUGAUAGUAUAACUGUUUCAUGUAAUCUGACAUUCUAAGAAUCAGUAUGAUAGGGCUCGAAAGAGAUGGUGCAUCUUUAAAACCUCACUGGGGAGUGGAAUGAAGGGAGGGUAUUCUUGCCUAACUGAAUAAACUAACAUUUGAGCAGUAUGCAAUAUUAUGAAAUGUUACAGCAUUAUAUUAAAAUACUAUUUUACAAUUGCAUUUAUAUAAAUGUGUCUUAUUUGUUCUCACUUAUAAUUGUAUAUGCCUAACAGGCAGCAAAAAUAGAUGCCUUCACUGACUAAAAUUCUGUCUACUUUCCAAAACCACUAAGAUUUUUGUUUGUAGCAUAUCUGAUAAAGCAGUAUGUUGCUUUUAUUUUAGAACUUAUAUACUCUCUUGUAAUGGGGAACAUGUCUAAUUUAUGUUUGUAUCUCAUGUCUUGGCAAUUAGUGGACAUUCACAUGUUUUAAUUGAGAUGACAUUUUCUCUUUUUGUUACUUCAAUGCAAUGCAUUUAAGUAGUUUUUAAACCUAAUCAGUUUAAAGGAGAAAAUGUCUGGUUUAACUUUCUCAGUGAACUCUGCAACAUAAGGCUACACAGCUAGUCCCGUAAUCAAGGCUAGGCUUCCCUAGCUUAAUUCGUGUGUUUUAUUUCCACUACAAUGUUGUCUGCUUUGACAGACUUCAUUACCUUCAGCAUCUGAAGCUAUGUUAGAGUAGUGGAAAUAAUCGGAUCAGUUAUGGUUUGAUACUUUGCUGUGAGUACAGGUAGUCCACGAUUUUAUUAGCAAAUGAAUUCCUGAAAAUAUAUGGAAAUACGAUGUGUAGGUCAAAUAAUAAAUGUGCAGUGGGAUUCCCUCCCCAGAAAUCCCUAAGUACACUCUUUAAGUACACUCUUUAAGACAUUUUUGGAAAAUGUAUUUGCUUAACUUUAUGUAUGUUCUCUAAUUGUCUUUUCCUUCAUAUUUGAACAGUUGACUAGUAUCAGGGUUCUCCAGAGAAACAGAUCAGUAGGUUUUAUUUGUUUGUUUGUUUGUUUGUUUGUUUUAGGAAUUGGUUGACAUGACCAUGGGCUCUGGCAAGUUUGAUAUUUGUAGGACAGGGCAGCAGGCUAGAAACCUGGGUAAGAUUUCUUUAUCACCAUCUUGAAGCAUAAUUAUUUCUUCCUUAGAAAGCCUCAAUUUUUGCUCUUAAAGCCUUCAACUGAUUAGAAGCCCAUCCACAUUAUUGAGGGUAUUUUCCUAUACAUGAAAACCUUGAUGGCAUAGUGGUUAAGAGCUACGGGCUGCUAACCAAAAACUAUGGGGCAGUUCUACUCUGUCCUAUAGGGUCGCUAUGAGUUGGAAUCAACUCGACGGCAGUGGGGUUUUUUUUUUUUUCCCCUUAAAGUCAACUGAUGGUAAAUGUUAAUUACACCUACAAAAUACCUUCACAACAGUAUCUAGACUAGUGUUUGACCAAACAAUUGGGCACCAUAGCCUAGCCAAGUUGGUAGAGAAGAUUAACUAUCACAACUUAUUGAGUUCAGUGAGCACAGGAUGCUUCACUUUUAGCACAUCUAAUGAUUUUUAGGUUUGUCUCAGUAGUUUGUUUUAGGAGACAUAGUUGUGAUCAUUACUAAUAGUACUUUAACAUUUCAAUUUUCUACUCCAUUAUAAAAUGAAAUAAAGUUCUCAAAAUAAUUGCACUGGCAAGCACUGCUGUACAGCACUGUCAGAACUCAGAUGUUGAUUGGAGGCAGCCCCACCAAGUAAAGAGCUUGAAAUGCACAGGUUAAUGCACAAACAUUUGAAACUGGGAACAAUAGGCAAUUUAGGAAGUCUAAUGUGUAAUGCUCAAAGGGACCUGUAUUUGAAAAUUGAAUGUUUCAAACUCGUGAAUAACUUUAUUUUUGAAGGAGUUCUCUUAUUUCCUUUCAGUUAUGGUUAACAUAUUUUUUUAAACUAUUACGUAUACUAGAAGAAUCCUGAUCAAAACGGGAAAUGUGGAACAGAAUUUAAAAUUCCAUGAAAUCCAGGUGCUCUGGAGCCACAGAUGGUGGAUGAACCCUGAAAACUGUUGCCCUGAGAUAAUCUUUUAAACGUUAAACCCCUGAAGUUUUCUUAAAACCAAACAAUAAUUUAGCUUAAUUAGUAAAGGAUGUCUGUCUUGAAUAUUAUGCUUUUUUAAGAUCUAUCUAUAUGGGAUCAAAAUGACAACAGCAGCUCUAAAGAUCAGGUAGGAAAUUUAGGGGGCAGUGAGUUUAAGUUAAUGGGGGAGGAACAGCUAAGAAAAGGAAAGUAAGAAUGGUUGCACAAGUUGAAUAUAAUCAAUGUCACUGAAUUGUACCUGUAUAAACAAAUUGGCAUAUGUUCUGUGUAUAUUCUCAACAAAAAAAUUAGAUAAAUUUUUUUUUUAAGUAUGUGUAAUUCACAGUACACUGGAAAUUGUAUCCUACUUACAUUUAUGAUUUUAAAAAUCACAAACAAUGUUAUGGAUUGAAAUGUGGUCCCAGAAAAGAUAAGUUGAAGUCCUAAGCUUUGCAUAGGUGAAUGUGACCUUGUUUGAGAAAACAGAGUUUUUCUUUGCAGAUGUUAUCAGUUAAGGAAGUCAUACUAGAGUUGGAUGGCUUCUAAUCCUAAUCCCUUCUGAGUGGUCUUAUAAAACAGAAGAACAGACACAGAAAUAGGGUUACACACAGGAGAAGACAGCAUGUGAGAAUCCAUCUACAAGUCAAGGGAUGCCUAGAAACGACUGGGGUAACAGAAGCUGAAAAAGACAGGGAUCUUUCCCUAGAGCCAACAUACGAAGUGCAUAGCCCUGAUGACACGCUGAAUUCAGACUUUUAGCCUUCAGAACUGUGAGAAACUACAUUUCAGUGCCCUAAAGCCACCACUUGGUGGUAUUUUGUUAUGGCAGCCCUAAGAAACUAAGGUAAAUGCUAAAUUAAAAUUGUGUGAGGGUAUAUUUCAUUUUAAAAGUUGUUUUAAGGCUUUACUUAAAUUUGAAGACCAAUGAUUUAUACUAUUUUUUUCCUUUCUCUAGUGUUUAUCUUUUUUUAAUUCCUUUUAAAAUUACUGUUUUAGUAUAUUAUCAUUUUAGUAAUAGAUUUUUGAAUUAAUAGUUCUUAAUUUGUAAGACUUUUCACCUAGCUGGGAGCCAUGGAAAAAAUGACAAGAGGGACAACCCAAUUACCAAUAUAGUAGAACUUUGUUUGGAAAUUAGUUUUGCAUUGAAAGAGCUCUUAGUGAUUUAGCUCAACCUCAUUUUAAUAAUAAGUGUAAAGUACUCAUUUUAGCACAGAGUGAAUAAUGACCAAAACCUGGACCAAAUGUCCAGAUAAAUUGUGACAUUCAUACAGUGAAAUACGAUACAGCGGUGAAAAUGUGUGAACUACUGCUACAUACAAUUUGUAGAUAAAUUUAACAAACAUAAUAUUGAGCAAAACAAUUCACAUACACAAGUGCAUAUUGUGUGAUUCCAUUUAUAUAAAGUUCAAAAACAGGCAAACUUAGUUUAUGAUGAUAAAAGUCAGAAUAGUGGUUACCUUUGGGGGGUAAUGACUAAGGAUAGAAAGGAAGCAUCUGAGGUCCUGUUGCUAUUCUACAACUUGACCUGGACAGUAGCUACACAGGUGUAUUCACUUUGUCAAAAUCUAUCACAGUGUAUAUAUAGACUGUGUGCUUUUCUGAAUUACGUUUCAUAGUUUAAUAAAAUGUUUACUUAAAAAAAAAACUCACCAAAAUAAAACCAUAGCAGAUAUGUUAAAUAUUUUGCUU
Molecule: messenger RNA, 8741 nt
Organism: Loxodonta africana (African savanna elephant)
Lineage: Eukaryota; Metazoa; Chordata; Mammalia; Proboscidea; Elephantidae
Gene: KPNA5
Product: karyopherin subunit alpha 5
Exons: 14
Coding region: 25-1815 (596 amino acids)
Biological process (GO): NLS-bearing protein import into nucleus
Cellular component (GO): cytoplasm; nucleus; nucleoplasm
Molecular function (GO): protein binding; nuclear import signal receptor activity
Source: RefSeq, a predicted model, not a curated record